Trichoderma asperellum CBS 433.97 is the source of this 1599-nucleotide messenger RNA. RefSeq lists its product as uncharacterized. NCBI's taxonomy places the organism in Eukaryota, Fungi, Ascomycota, Sordariomycetes, Hypocreales, Hypocreaceae. The record is from RefSeq and is a predicted model, not a curated record. Gene Ontology annotation, cellular component: membrane. Gene Ontology annotation, biological process: transmembrane transport. Gene Ontology annotation, molecular function: transmembrane transporter activity.
AUGGCAACCAAGGUACUCACGGAGCCGCAAUCGGUUGAGCUGCCGCCUGUCCAGGCCGGUGGCAGCCCCGCCGCAGCAUCGGCCGAAGCGCUGUCGGACCCGUCGAGCGGCUCCUCGCCAGCAGGGGACGCCAAAACGGCCAUCAUCCACUCGCGAUUCCGAGCCACGCUUGUUGUUGCGCAGCUGCUGGGCCUGAACCUCUUCAGCAGCUUCUGCAACGGCGUCGUCGUCGUCGGCCUGCCCGCCAUGGCCGCCUCGCUGCACAUCGACGAGGGCCUGCUGGUCUGGCCGACGUCCGUCUUCUACCUGACGGCCGGCUCGUGUCUGCUGCUGGCCGGCUCCAUUGCCGACGUGGUGGGCACCAAGACCAUGAGCCUGGUCGGCGCCUUCACCGCCGCCGUCUCUGCCAUGGCCUGCGGCUUGGCCCGGUCCAGCGGCCAGUUGAUUGCCUUUCGGGCGCUGCAGGGCGUCACAAACGCCAUCAUUGUGCCCUCGUCCGUCUCCAUUGUGUCGACCGGCUUGGAGGAGGGCAGGCCGCGCAAUCUGGGCUUUGCGUGCCUGGGCUUCGCCGGUCCGAUUGGCUUCUCUCUUGGUCUGGUUCUCGGUGGUGUCUUCGCUGACCGCACCGGCUGGAGGGCCGCAUUCUAUCUUGCCGCAGCCACCACUUUCGCCCUGUUCCUGGCCGGAGUUUGGGCGUUGCCAAAGGACGCUGUCCGUCCAAGGAAAUCGGUUUGGUCCAGCAUCCUGAAGGAAAUUGACAUCAUUGGGGCACUCAUCGGCACUGCGAGUUUGGUGAUGCUGUCCUAUGUUCUCGCAGUCUUAUCUGCCGAUAUCCACAGUAUUCAUAAGGCAUCUACCAUUGCCCUUCUCGUUGUCAGUGCCAUCUUGAUCCCUGUCUUCAUAGGAUGGAUGCAAUACCAGGAAAAGCACCAGCGCAAUGCACUUAUCCCCAAUUCACUAUGGAAGAACUGGGUCUUUACGAGUUGUUGCCUGAUGGUGCUACUCACCACGGCUGUGUGCAACUGCAUGGAGCUGUAUAGCAGUCUGUUCUUCCAACAAGUACAGCUAAAAUCCGCGCUGCAUGCUUCACUGCAGAUUCUCCCGUCUCUUAUUUCUGGAGCAUUAACCAACAUAUCGACCGGCAUCUUUGUAAACCGCAUGCCAGUCAUGUGGUCUGUACUCAUCUCCUCGACCAUCAGCGCAGUCGCGCCGCUUCUCAUGGCCCUUAUCCAUCCACACUGGCCUUAUUGGUACGAUGCUUUCUUCGCCCAGAUUCUGACUCCAUUGAGCUGCGAUAUUCUCUUCACAGUUGGCCUCCUCGUCGUGUCAGACGUUUUCCCACCACACAUGCAGGCUUUAAGCGGAGCCGUCUUCAACACCUGCGCACAGCUGGGUACAGCCAUUGGCCUAACCGUUACCUCGCUCAUUGCCACCUCUGUAACCAAUGCAUCUCCUGAAGCUGAUAAAGCCUCACCCAGCGCCCUUAUGGCUGGGUAUCGCGCCGUCUUCUGGACCAUGUUUGCCGCCAUGGCAUUGACCUGUGUGCUAAGUGUGCUUGGAUUACGGACAGUCAAACAGUUGGGGGUUAAGCGAGACUAA